AAACGUACGGCUUCUACAGGGAAGUGUUAAGGGGGAAGUUUUCGCCGAGCCAGGAAGUGUCCUAACAGAUUGUAAGAGCCCCUCCUUCUCCUGUCCCAUCCCUACCAGUCCUAGCAGACUCCGAGACAUCUCUUCACAUUCAAUUCAAGGAGGAGGACUGCGGGUCAGCCUCGGGGCAUGCGAUAGUCUAGACUAUUAAAUCCAACUCCCGGGCAUGGCAUCCAUUAACAAAAAUGGGAGUAGCUCCCGUCUGCAGAGCCGGAAGCCACCAAAUCUCUCCAUUACCAUCCCUCCCACGGAGGGUGAACGAGACGCAAAACUGACACAGCCACUUACCAAACCGAUAUAUCAGAAGAGCGUUAGUCUGCAAGAGCCGCGCAGUCAUGGCAUGGAGGGGAGCGCCACCGGCGAGAGGCCAGCCUUUAGAAGACAGACGUCACUCUCCCAAAGCAUAAAAAAGGGAACAGCCCAGUGGUUUGGCGUAAGCAAUGACUGGGAAGGAAAGCGGCAGCAGUGGCAGCGUAAGAGCCUCCAUCACUGUAGCCUCCGUUAUGGAAAACUCAAGCCUCAGUACCAGCGUGACAUUGAGCUGCCAAGCCAGGAAACCCCAUCUUUCCAGGCCACAGAUUCCCCUGCUACGUGUCGUAUGCCUAAGAUUGUGGAUCCAUUGGCACGAGGAAGGGCUUUCCGGCAUCCAGACGAGGUGGAUCGGCCAAGGACCCCACACGUGGGCUUGGCCCCUCUUACCCCAGGAGUCAUGUCUCUCACGUCCUUUACUAGCGUGCGUUCGGGAUACAGCAGAUUUCCACGCCGCAAGAGAGAGAGCGUAGCUCACAUGAGUUUUCGGGCUGCAGCUGCUAUUAUUAAGGGUCGUCCAAUUCUAGAUACCCCCCACAGUAAACGUGCGGGUUUUAAGAGAAGCUUUGCCUAUCCCAGCUUUAUGGAUGAGGACACAGUGGAUGUCCCCGACACUUUGGACUCUUCGUUUUUCAGUAAGGUGGACAUGCAUGACGAGACUUUCUCCAUGCCAGAUGAUGUCUUUGAGUCACCUCCUCUCUCAGCACCUUAUUUCCGCGCUCACGUGCCAACCCCAGAAGACAAGCCAGAUGGACCAAUAACAACAGUUAAAGACGCUUUAAAGCCUUCCCAGGCCCCAGUCAGCCAGCCUCGCAGGGGCAAACGUAUUGCAUCCCAGGUGAAGCAUUUUGCGUUUGACCGGAAGAAACGUCUGUAUGGUCUCGGGGUCGUGGGGAACUGGCUGAAUAGAACGUACAGACGGAGCAUCAGCAGCACCGUGCAGAGUCAGCUGGAACACAUCGACAGCCACAGACCUUACUUUACAUACUGGAUAACCUUUGUACACAUCCUCAUUACCCUCCUCGCCAUCGGUACAUACGGCAUUGCUCCCAUUGGCUUCGCUCAGCAUACCACCAGUGAACUGGUACUCCGUAACAAAGGCGUGUACGAAAGCGUGAAAUAUAUACAGCAGGAAAACUUUUGGAUAGGUCCUAGUUCAAUCUCUCUUAUCCACCUGGGGGCAAAAUUCUCUCCCUGCAUACGAAGGGAUGUCCAAAUAGAACAACUUAUUCGGAAGCAGCAUGACCUGGAACGAGAGUCUGGCUGUUGCGUUCAGAAUGAUAACUCUGGCUGCGUACAGACCUUGAGUAAAGACUGUUCGGAGACUUUGGCAACAUUUAUCAAGUGGCCAGAGAGCAAUGCUCCGUUACUGCAUGAGGACACCGAUCAGAAAAGGCGAUCUGGAGCCGUGUGUCAUCAAGAUCCAAGAACUUGCGAGGAACCAGCCUCCAUCCGACCUCAUGUUUGGGCUGAUGACAUCACUAAGUGGCCUAUUUGCACAUUUCAGCCUACGAAUAACCACACUGGUUUAAAGCACAUGGACUGUGAAAUAAAAGGGAGACCGUGCUGCAUUGGUACCAAGGGAAGUUGUGAGAUAACAACAAGGGAAUAUUGUACCUUCAUGCACGGGUACUUCCAUGAAGAAGCCACUCUCUGCUCACAGGUUCACUGUCUGGAUGAGGUUUGUGGCCUGCUGCCAUUUUUAAAUCCUGAAAUUCCAGAUCAGUUUUACAGACUCUGGCUAUCUCUGUUCCUUCAUGCUGGGAUUAUUCACUGUUUGGUGUCGGUGAUCUUCCAAAUGACAGUCUUGCGUGACCUAGAGAAGCUUGCAGGUUGGCUACGAAUCUCCAUCAUCUACCUGUUAAGUGGCAUCACAGGGAACUUGGCCAGUGCCUUAUUUGUGCCCUAUAGAGCUGAGGUUGGACCUGCUGGUUCCCAGUUUGGUCUCUUGGCGUGCCUGUUUGUGGAGCUGUUCCAGAGCUGGCAGAUCUUGGCCAAACCGUGGAAGGCCUUCUUUAAACUCCUGGGCAUCGUUUUAUUUCUCUUCAUCUUCGGUCUCCUCCCCUGGAUUGAUAACAUAGCCCAUAUCUUUGGAUUCAUCAGUGGUCUCCUUCUUUCUUUCGCCUUCCUCCCGUACAUCACAUUUGGUGCAGCUGACAAGUUCCGCAAGAGAGCCGUGAUCAUAUUUGCGCUGUUGGGAUUUGUUGGACUCUUUUCUUCUUUAGUCAUUUGGCUGUAUGUUCAUCCCAUCAACUGGUCAUGGAUUGAAUACCUUACUUGUAUACCCUUCACCAACAAAUUCUGCGAGAAGUACGAUAUAGACCAGGUGCUUCACUGAACUCUGUUAACCCUUCCAGUGAAGGUCGGACAUCUUGUUCUAUCUGGCUUGGAGGCUUUCCAAAGUCCUGAAUGGGUCAUGCUUUAUUCAUGCCUAAUGAGUACAAUGCAUAAAAACACCUAGUUAAAGGGUGUUCGUAGAGCUGACAUUUUUUUCACAGUAAGUAAAUAAUGUUGCCAGAAGGCUUUAGUCAGAUCUGAGCCAAGCUUAGUAGAUACCCAGAAGUGUCCCAAGACGCAGUUUGAACUGUGCAAAUGGUUUGGAGGACCCAAGAGUGAUGCUUAACCAGAACUUCUUUGAAACGGCCUUCAUAUACAUUCGCACCUCAGGAAUCAAACUAGACCUUGUGAACAGAAAGUUGAAGCAGAGCGGUCAGUAUCGGGGG
Molecule: messenger RNA, 3080 nt
Organism: Spea bombifrons (plains spadefoot toad)
Lineage: Eukaryota; Metazoa; Chordata; Amphibia; Anura; Pelobatidae
Gene: RHBDF2
Product: rhomboid 5 homolog 2
Exons: 18
Coding region: 215-2695 (826 amino acids)
Biological process (GO): regulation of epidermal growth factor receptor signaling pathway; regulation of protein secretion
Cellular component (GO): endoplasmic reticulum membrane
Molecular function (GO): serine-type endopeptidase activity
Source: RefSeq, a predicted model, not a curated record